GUGUAGCUGCACAAAAUGUUGGUGGAAAAAUGAUUCAUUCCACCCUAAAAAUAAAACAAACUGGUGAUUAUUAUACAUCUCUAUCUCAAUAUGAUCCAACAACAAAAAAUAACCUAUCCAAAAUACAAGCCAUUAUAAUAGAAGAAAUAUCAAUGGUCUCAGCCAAUCUUUUCACAUUUAUCAGUAACCUUUUUGCCUCUAUCCAUCAAAACUCGAAAAUCUUUGGUGGCAUUCCUACUCUCAUCAUGGGAGAUCUUGCACAAUUACCCCCCAUUGAUGGACUCCCAAGACUAUUUUUCCCCCUCUUCUUACACCAACCUCAACGACAAAGAGAUGACCCUACUUUCUUUAAAAUACUCCAAGAAUUAAGAUUCGGUCACUUAACUGAACCAUCCAAAAAUUUAAUAAAAAACAAAAUUAAUUCGUCCUCCAUAACCCAAAACACUAUCAACUCAACCUACCUAGUAGGUCUAAGACAAUCUUCCAAUUCAAUCAAUGAAAUCUUGUGUAAAAAUCUCCCCCUAAACCAUGAAAGCCUAGGUCCAAUCAUCUCCCUUUCAAUCGACACCUUAAACCAUACUACACUCACCACAACUCAACAAAAUUCUCUCCAUUUCAACCAUCACACAAACUUACCAGAACAGAUAACUUUACAAGAAAGCGCAAGAGUCAUAUAUUUAAAUAAUAAACUAUUCGAGCAUGAAAUUUGCAAUGGAACAGUUGGUAUCAUAACAAAAAUAAUAAACACAGAAAACAUUGAAGUCACAUUUUCUACCUCUACUACCCUCACCAGAAUAGUCGUUCAGAAAGAAACAUCCUAUUUUAAUAUAAACGGCCUCACAUUACCUCACGCCACGGUAAGUAUUGAUCAAGGAAUAUUUGCCCCAGAACAAGCAUAUGUUGCGAUGAGCAGAGCAACUUCCUGGAACAAUCUCGAUAUCCUUUCUUUCGAAUUCGAUACUGUAAAAACUGAUCAUACAGUCAUAUCUGAAUAUGCAAGACUUGCCGAAUUAAACAGAAAGGGAUUAAACCAAUUAACAUCAAAUCAUCAAAAUUAA
Ambispora leptoticha is the source of this 1058-nucleotide messenger RNA. NCBI's taxonomy places the organism in Eukaryota, Fungi, Glomeromycota, Glomeromycetes, Archaeosporales, Ambisporaceae. The record is from the annotation of a GenBank genome assembly.